AUGGCAUCUCGAGUUCUCUUCAAGUCGACCACUACGGCCGCUCGCGGCGCCAUGUGCAGCAGACAAUCAAUGACACAACGCACCAUUGCUAGCAGCGCCAUCCUCAGACACAAGGAGAGCGCAAUCCACAACGAGGAGGACCACACGGAAAAGCACAAGCAGGACCUGCUCAAGAAGCAUAAAGAUGGCAAGGCACACUGGAAGCCAGAGCUGGCGUCGGACAGCGAGGAGGCGAUUAAGGCGGAUCGUGGCGGUGGCGAGGCCGAGGACCACCAGAAGUUGCAGGAGCGCACUAAGCAUGCCGCCAAUGAGACGAGCAAGUCGGGCACGAGCAUGCGAGACGGGCUAUGA
Molecule: messenger RNA, 351 nt
Organism: Pseudomassariella vexata
Lineage: Eukaryota; Fungi; Ascomycota; Sordariomycetes; Amphisphaeriales; Pseudomassariaceae
Exons: 2
Coding region: 1-351 (116 amino acids)
Source: RefSeq, a predicted model, not a curated record